Pecten maximus is the source of this 1404-nucleotide messenger RNA. RefSeq names its product centromere protein C-like. Gene Ontology annotation, cellular component: kinetochore. NCBI's taxonomy places the organism in Eukaryota, Metazoa, Mollusca, Bivalvia, Pectinida, Pectinidae. Bases 99 to 530 code for a protein of 143 amino acids. The transcript is spliced from 5 exons. Gene Ontology annotation, molecular function: centromeric DNA binding. The record is from RefSeq and is a predicted model, not a curated record. Gene Ontology annotation, biological process: kinetochore assembly; attachment of mitotic spindle microtubules to kinetochore; spindle attachment to meiosis I kinetochore.
UAGAAAAAGAGCAGCAGAGGAGAACAGCUUUGAAGAAAGCUAGAAGUAAACAUAAAAAGAGGAGAAAUAAUGGUGAGUCACCUCCAAGGAAUCUAUCCAUGCAUACAGAGAUUCCAUCAGAUAUGAACCUGACGGUAUCGGAUGAAAUUCCUGUGGUCAAUCCAGAAACAGAUGAAGAAGUUUAUGUAGAGUGUUUUGCCAGUAAAGACAGUGGUGUAUUUGUGGGUCCAUCUGGUAAACCACCUACACCUGAAGACCCGUUUGUAAUGUCUCGAACCCUAGACCAGAAGGGGUUCGGUACUGGGGUGUUACUACUACGCCCCUUGCAGGAGAAGACAAUUCAGAUGGUUAGCCGAGGCACUCUGAUUUUCCUGUUAGAGCGAGGUGCCGUUACACUAACCAUACACAGAGCUUCUGUUGUCAUGGAGGCUGGCGACUCUGCCUUUGUUCCCAGAGGGAACACAUACAGCAUGAAAAAUCUACGCUCAGAAGAGGCAAAAUUUUCCUACACAGUUUUGAAGGAAGCGUGAUAAUACCAUGUGGAAACCUUAAACUUUGACCAUACGAUACACUUUGAUGACAUCGUACAUAAAACAGAUUCCCACGUGUGUUAUUCAGGCUCAAGUCCCAUCAUAUUAUUUUCUGAAAAAUCUAUCAGAAUCAAUCCCCUGUGUGAAGUAUAUGACAUCAAAAGGUUCUGGUUUGAUUAGUGUAGGAAUCAUUAUAACUGGUUUUACAGGAGGAUUGCUUGGAAGGAUUUACCUGAACUUGUUUAUGGUCGAUGAGGCUAUACAUGUCAACAAAGACAGGAAGGCGACAACUCUUAUACAAAAGAUGAUCGAUAAAGAUGAUGGCUUAAAUCCAAACUUUCAAUGUUUUGUUUUCUUCUUUUUUCUUCUUUGUUACCCCUCCCCCAAUUAAUCAUGAGUUAUUGAUGUUCCAUUUCAAAUACAAAUUACCCCUUAGUACAUUAUUUAUCUAUAGAAAGAUUUUUUAGUUUUUUUUUUUAGACAAUAGACCAAUAUCUGAUCAUGUCUCCCUCAGCCUAUUUGAUUUUCCUACAAUAAGCCCACUCCCUAGCUACUUAGAGUGAAAUACAUGAUAGAUAUGGUAUGCAAACUAAAAUGAUAUCUGUUAUAAUUGAAAUGUAAACUGUUUAUUUAUGAAUAUAUACUUUCUGUCUUUGUGUAGUUCAGGCAUUUUCUGUCCAGUUCUACCAUCUGUACUGUUGAGUAGACUUACCUGAGGCCCUAUAUACCACACAGUAAUACUAACUCAAUACUGUAGUUCGACAUCAUUACAGUGACCUCUGGAACAGUCACUUUGUAUGUUGUUGUUUAUAUGUAUUUAAUUAUGGAGUUUGCUGACUUCUUACAACAUAAUAAAUUAUAUAGUAUCCAUAUU